Molecule: messenger RNA, 1134 nt
Organism: Saccostrea cuccullata (small rock oyster)
Lineage: Eukaryota; Metazoa; Mollusca; Bivalvia; Ostreida; Ostreidae
Exons: 4
Coding region: 1-1083 (360 amino acids)
Molecular function (GO): scavenger receptor activity
Source: RefSeq, a predicted model, not a curated record
AUGAUCCCACCUCAGAUGAGGGAAGAGGUACAUGUAUGCCCUGCAGAGUUUGAAUGGAAUGAAGAAUUUGGCGUUUGUGUCGCAUGUAAACCUGGUUAUUACGGAUUUAAUUGUUCAAAAUCAUGUGUUAAGCCCUUUUAUGGCUAUGGGUGCCAAAAUCAAUGUGUGGGAUGUAAUGAGAGCCUUUGUGACGUUUCCACAGGUUGUCCAAUAUCCACAGAGUCAACAGUAUCAACACAGGUAACUACAGUAUUAACGACACAAGGAGAAAGUUUGUCUACAGAUCCAAAACAAACAAAGACUGUCCCCAACACGUCAAAGGUUCUUUCAAGCAAAUUCAACACCACCGAAGCUCAGAAGUCUACUUCUCUCCCACUAUCAACAUUUACUUCAUCCUUAACUUCAACGACUUCAAAACCUUCGUUUUUCGACUCUUAUUAUCCUAUUUUAUUGGGAAUCUUUGGCGUUUCUUCGCUUUUCCUCAUCAUCUUUACCAUUUAUGUCAGCUUAAAUAUACAUGAGAGGUGUUCGAAACGACGAAAGAGAACAAUACCACAUAAUGUGAGUGUCGAAGUUAGUGAUACCUACCAAGAGAUUCAUAACUUGGGUACAGAUGGAAACAUAGGAUAUGAUCCUUUAGAUCAUAACAGACCUUCAAAGAAAAGCCAACAGGAUCGGAGUCUGGAACUCGUUGAUGUAGUUCAGAGUAAUGUAAAAGAAAACGCAACAUACCAACUAAAGAGCACCAAUGAAUAUUCCGAGAUUAACGAUGGAAAACAAUCACCGUCCACGAAUCUUCCUAUUUGUAAGACGACGUCUAUUCACACAUCUUCAAGACAAAAAACGCUUGCACAACAUGACAAAUUGGUUUUAAGAACAAAGAAUUCCUCGCCAGAUAAUGAUGGAUAUAUGUUACCAAACUCGGGGGCUUGUGUAAUGAGCGACGUUGGGGAUGAAUUAUGUUCUAGUCCUUACACAUCUCCACAUACUUCCCCUUGUGAGAACUAUUUAGACAACGCUGAAGUGAACAGUACAAUAAACGACGAAUGCGUAAAUGUGUAUCUGACAGUUCUGCCUGAUUGAAUUUGUAAACAAUAAGUCUAUACUGCAAAAUAAAAUAAAUUAAAAAUAACU